Manihot esculenta (cassava) is the source of this 3559-nucleotide messenger RNA. Its product is annotated as chaperone protein ClpB3, chloroplastic. Lineage: Eukaryota; Viridiplantae; Streptophyta; Magnoliopsida; Malpighiales; Euphorbiaceae. Bases 320 to 3223 code for a protein of 967 amino acids. Gene Ontology annotation, biological process: cellular response to heat; protein refolding. The transcript is spliced from 10 exons. Gene Ontology annotation, molecular function: ATP binding; ATP hydrolysis activity. The record is from RefSeq and is a predicted model, not a curated record. Gene Ontology annotation, cellular component: cytoplasm.
CCAUUUCUCUGUCGUAUCCAUAGCGCUAUACACAGAACGGCCACGUGUUUGCACAUGAUGAUCAAGGCACUGCGCGUACCAACAAAGUCCCGAGCCUUCAGGAACUCUCUGUAACAUACUAACACUGGCUUUGUUUCUCUUUAUUUUUAUUUUUUCCUCUUUAAAAUCAAAUUUCAAAUUCCCGUCUCUCUCUAUCUUUAAUUUCCUUGAUUCCCACGUUAAACCCUUUGCCUUUCUCUUUAAUUGCCUGCAACUUUGCUUUCUUUCGUGUGUUCUCUAUUUCGUCGAGCAAUCUUUCCUUCUGCUCUGUGCUCCUGAAAUGGCAGCUACAACUGCGGCGUCGUUUAGUGGGAUCAGCCUUUUUCCGCCGUCCCCACAUCAGAGUAAUAGGAAUGUGUUACCUUUGCCGUCUCUAAGCUUUCCUGCAAAACGGAAUUCUCUGAAGUCGCUUUUGUUGAAGAGGAGUGGCGUUGGUUACGAGAGUAUUUCGAGGAGUCGAAGGUCCUUUGUCGUAAGGUGUAAUGCUUCUAAUGGAAGGAUUACUCAGCAAGAAUUUACGGAAAUGGCAUGGCAAGGAAUUGUUUCUUCUCCUGAUGUCGCCAAAGAGAACAAGCAUCAGAUAGUGGAGACAGAGCAUUUGAUGAAAGCUCUAUUAGAGCAGAAAAAUGGGCUGGCUCGUCGGAUCUUUUCAAAAGCUGGGGUUGAUAAUACACGUCUUUUAGAAGCUACUGAUAAGUUUAUCCAGCGGCAGCCGAAGGUUCUUGGUGAAUCUGCUGGUUCAAUGUUAGGACGUGAUUUGGAGGCUUUGAUCCAACGAGCCAGGGAGUAUAAGAAAGACUACGGGGAUUCAUUUGUUUCUGUCGAGCAUUUGGUUCUUGCGUUCACUCAGGAUCAACGAUUUGGGAAGCAGUUGUUUAGGGAUUUUCAGAUAUCUCAGCAGACACUGAAAUCUGCAAUAGAAUCAAUAAGGGGGCGCCAAUCAGUUAUAGACCAAGAUCCUGAGGGGAAGUAUGAAGCUCUAGAGAAAUAUGGAAAAGAUUUGACAGCUAUGGCAAAAGCAGGAAAGCUUGACCCAGUUAUCGGAAGGGAUGAUGAGAUUCGAAGAUGCAUUCAGAUUUUAUCUAGGAGAACAAAGAACAAUCCUGUGCUGAUUGGUGAACCAGGUGUUGGGAAAACUGCAAUAUCUGAAGGGCUGGCCCAGAGAAUCGUGCAAGGUGAUGUACCUCAAGCUCUGAUGAACAGGAAGCUAAUAUCACUUGACAUGGGUGCACUCAUUGCUGGGGCAAAAUAUCGAGGAGAAUUUGAAGAUAGACUGAAGGCUGUACUUAAGGAAGUUACAGAGUCAGAUGGUCAGACUAUCCUUUUCAUUGAUGAGAUCCACACAGUUGUUGGGGCAGGUGCUACAAAUGGUGCAAUGGACGCAGGCAAUCUCUUGAAGCCAAUGCUCGGUCGGGGAGAGUUAAGGUGUAUUGGUGCAACAACACUAGAUGAAUAUCGAAAAUAUAUUGAGAAGGAUCCUGCCUUGGAGCGUCGUUUCCAGCAAGUUUAUGUUGAUCAACCUUCAGUUGAAGAUACAAUUUCCAUUCUUCGGGGACUACGUGAAAGAUAUGAGCUGCACCAUGGAGUUCGUAUUUCUGACAGUGCACUUGUGGAAGCUGCAAUUCUUUCUGACCGUUAUAUCAGCGGACGAUUUUUACCUGACAAAGCUAUUGAUCUAGUCGAUGAAGCAGCAGCAAAAUUGAAAAUGGAGAUCACUUCAAAGCCUACUGCCCUUGAUGAAAUUGACCGUUCUGUAUUGAAAUUGGAGAUGGAAAAGCUCUCUCUUACUAAUGAUACAGACAGAGCUUCAAGAGAUCGAUUGAACCGCCUUGAGGCUGAAUUGUCCCUGUUGAAGAAGAAACAAAUGGAGCUGACAGAGCAAUGGGAGCAUGAGAAGACUGUCAUGACUCGCAUUCAGUCAAUUAAGGAGGAGAUAGACAGGGUAAAUCUUGAGAUUCAGCAAGCUGAGCGUGAGUAUGAUCUUAAUCGUGCCGCUGAACUGAAAUAUGGUAGCCUUAACUCUUUGCAACGCCAACUUGGAAGUGCUGAGAAAGAGUUGGAUGAGUAUAUGAGUUCUGGAAAGUCCAUGCUGAGAGAAGAAGUUACAGGAGAUGAUAUUGCUGAAGUUGUCAGCAAGUGGACUGGCAUCCCUGUUUCAAAGCUCAAACAAUCAGAGAAAGAGAAGCUUCUGCAUUUGGAGGAAGAGCUGCACAAGCGUGUAGUGGGUCAGGAUAAUGCAGUGAGAUCAGUAGCCGAGGCAAUUCAGAGAUCUCGAGCUGGUCUCUCAGAUCCUCGGCGUCCGAUAGCUAGCUUCAUGUUCAUGGGUCCCACUGGUGUUGGAAAAACAGAACUAGCUAAAGCACUAGCUUCCUAUAUGUUUAAUACUGAAGAAGCCCUUGUACGAAUUGACAUGAGCGAAUACAUGGAAAAGCAUGCAGUUUCACGAUUGAUAGGUGCCCCACCUGGUUAUGUGGGGUAUGAGGAAGGGGGACAGUUGACGGAGACAAUUCGCAGGAGGCCAUAUGCAGUUAUUCUUUUUGAUGAGAUAGAAAAGGCCCAUUCUGAUGUGUUCAACGUCUUCCUUCAGAUCUUGGAUGAUGGGAGGGUGACAGAUUCACAGGGUCGCACUGUUAGUUUCACUAACACUGUCAUCAUAAUGACUUCCAAUGUGGGUUCACAAUACAUACUUGACACGGAUGAUGACAUGCCAAAGGAGGUAGCUUAUGAAACUAUCAAGCAGAGGGUGUUGGAAGCUGCAAGAUCAGUCUUUCGACCUGAAUUUAUGAACAGGGUUGAUGAGUACAUAGUUUUCCAGCCACUGGAUCGCGAUCAAAUAAACAGCAUUGUCAGAUUACAGUUAGAACGCGUGCAGCAGAGGAUUGCAGACAGGAAGAUGAAAAUGCAGGUGACUGAGACAGCUGUUGAGCUUUUAGGGAGUCUUGGUUAUGAUCCCAACUAUGGAGCUAGGCCAGUUAAGCGGGUGAUUCAGCAGUAUGUUGAAAAUGAACUUGCCAAGGGUAUCUUAAGGGGGGAGUUUAAGGACGAGGACACUGUAUUAGUGGACACGGAGGUUUCAGCUUUUUCCAAUGGCCAGCUUCCCCAGCAAAAGCUAGUUUUCAAGCGGCUUGAAAUUGACGCAAAUGCCUCAGCUGCAGAAAACCAAGCUGUUUCACGGACUCUUUGAAGGUUUUUUUAGUUUCUCAAAACCUAAAACACCAUUAUGAACAGAUUCUCAUAUGAAGAAAUAAGCGGGAUGCUAAAGGAAGUCCUUUUGUAAAAGUUUUACCUGCAGCAAAUAUAAAGCCUCGAUGUACAUCUUCUCCACUUGGAAAGUAAUUUAUUGGUUGCCUUUCUUGGCUUCGUGACAAUUUUUGUAGUCCCCUUUCAUUUGGAUAAGUCAUUAAUGUUGCUUUGGAGCUCUUUAAUUACCGAACAUGCUAUGAGAAAUUCUUAUGGUCGGUGAUACAUGUAUAACAUCUAGUCGUCAAUUUCAGAAAUAAGAGUAACAAAUUAUGAAGUA